Molecule: messenger RNA, 1569 nt
Organism: Exophiala spinifera
Lineage: Eukaryota; Fungi; Ascomycota; Eurotiomycetes; Chaetothyriales; Herpotrichiellaceae
Exons: 2
Coding region: 1-1569 (522 amino acids)
Molecular function (GO): oxidoreductase activity, acting on paired donors, with incorporation or reduction of molecular oxygen; heme binding; monooxygenase activity
Source: RefSeq, a predicted model, not a curated record
AUGGCCGGUUUCAACCACGACAGUCUCCUGCGAUACACGCUUUGGGCACUCGGUAUCGUUCUAACGACGCAGGUCGCCGUCUUUCUGUACAAGACACUCACGUCUCCUCUACGCUCCGUACCGGGCCCGUUUCUCGCGCGUUUCGGGCGGAUAUAUUACUUUGUCCGUGUCUCUCUGGGCCGCUGGGAACAUGACGAUAUAGCCCUGCACCGACGCUACGGGCCUGUGGUGCGCGUGGGCGCGGACAUGUACAGCAUCGACUCCCCCGAAAUCGUGAAGAAGGUCUAUGGCAUUGGCUCCAAAUUCCCAAAGUCGGAUUGGUAUGAUGCCUGGAGACAUCCCGACCCAAGUCGAUGGACCCUGUUCCCCGAUCGCGACAUGAAGCGCCACGCCGAGACGCGCAAGCGGUUUCAAGCCAUGUACUCCAUGUCCAGCCUGGUCAGCUACGAAGGGUACGUCGACGAAUGCGCUUCCAUCUUCCGCAAAAGGUUGACCGAGUUCGCCGAAAGUGGCGAAACCAUCGACAUGGCGCAUUGGCUGCAGUGCUAUGCGUUUGAUGUCAUUGGGAACAUCACAUAUUCGCAACGGUUCGGCUUCCUGGACAAGGGAGAGGAUAUUGCUGGCCUAUUGAAGGCGCUGCAUGGCGUGCUGAGGUACGGAGCCCUGGUGGGCGUGUACGCCUCGUGGCAUCCUUUUGUUUUUGCCAUCUCGAGUCGCUUGGGCAUGGGCGGCGCGUCUGGCAGGAAUUAUUUGAUGCAGUACGUGCAGCAACGGAUCGAGCAAAGGAAGGUGCGGGACCAGACUAAAACGCCGGAGGACGUCGAGAAGGCUGGUGAAAGGGAUGAGAACAGCCCAAUGGACUUUCUGGAGAAGCUGAUGACUGCGAACCAAGAGGAUCCCGAAAGGGUGACGCCGUAUCAUGUCUUCAUGAUGGGGCUGUCGAAUAUCAUCGCCGGUUCGGAUACGACGGCCGUCAGUCUAUCUUCCAUCUUGUAUAAUUUGCUCAAAUACCCAAACACAAUGAAAAAGUUGAGGGACGAGAUCAAGGAGUUUGAGGAACAGGGUCGGUGCGGCAACCCCGACGUCUCGUUCAAAGAAAGUCAGGACAUGCCGUAUCUUCAGGCAGUCAUGAAAGAGGCGCUGAGAAUCCAUGCCGCGACAGGCCUGCCGCUAUGGAGGGUGGUUCCCGAAGGUGGUGUUGAAGUUUGUGGCUAUUAUUUUCCCGAGGGAACUCACAUUGGCAUCAAUACCUGGUGCGCGCAUUAUAAUGAGGACGUCUUUGGGCCUGACGCAGAACACUUCCGCCCUGAAAGGUGGCUCGAAGCUGAGAAAGAAGGGGGCGACAGACUGAAGAGCAUGGAGGCCUAUUAUAUGCCGUUCGGUCUGGGGUCGCGAACUUGUAUAGGGCGCCACAUUUCGUUCUUGGAGAUGUCGAAACUGAUACCUCAGAUCGUGAGAAAGUUCGAUUUUGAACUCGAGCAUCCUGAUCGUCCUUGGACGACGGAGAACAACUGGUUCAUCAAGCCAACCGACUUCCAUGUGAAAGUCAAAGUCCGCACUGAAGGAUGA